AUGCCUGCCAAACUGGCCAGACUGGGCACCGGAUUGGGUGGCCGCCCGGAAGAAGGGGCACUCUCUGCAGAACCAGGCUAUGACGUCCUGGAUGAAUACCGGGCUGGCGGAUCUGGCUCCGCGUCCCCCGGAGAAGGCACUCCUGACCGCUUUUCCCAAUAUGUGCGGGACG
Pelobates cultripes (western spadefoot toad) is the source of this 172-nucleotide messenger RNA. Lineage: Eukaryota; Metazoa; Chordata; Amphibia; Anura; Pelobatidae. The record is from the annotation of a GenBank genome assembly.